Closterium sp. NIES-67 is the source of this 731-nucleotide messenger RNA. The record is from the annotation of a GenBank genome assembly. Lineage: Eukaryota; Viridiplantae; Streptophyta; Zygnematophyceae; Desmidiales; Closteriaceae.
CACUCCAAGACGAAUCGGAACCACGUGGAAGGGAUGGGGCACCUCGCUCGCAUGGCUGGGCAACUACAUAGGCGGGUUCCCCAAGGCGGCGAUGGACCCUCUGCUGGACCUCAUGUUCCUCCCCUCGGGGCUCGGCCUCAAUAUAGUGCGCUUCAAUAUAGGUGCCGGCUCCCUCCCGCAGUACAGCCCUCAGCUACACACAGACGCCCUGCUUAGAUGGCGAGGCAUGCCAGGGUACUGGCCUUCACACACUGGGCAAUUCAAUUGGACGGCAGACUCAAGGCAGCAGGCAGUGCUGCUGGGAGCCAAGGCCCGAGGGGCGAAUGUGUUCGAGGCGUUUUCUAACAGCCCCCCCUGGUGGAUGACCGUUAGCAAAGACGUUGCGGGAGGGUCGGAGAAGUUUCAGACUAAUUUGAAGAGUGGCUAUGAGGGGAGGUUUGCGUGGUAUUUGGUGAAAGUGGUGGAGAGGUUUAAAACGGAUCCGGCGUUGGGGAAUAUCGAGUUUGAUACACUGGAGCUGUUCAACGAGGCGUUGGAGGGAUGAAGGUUCUUGCGAAGGCGCUCGGGAAGAGCAUUUGGGUGUCCGAAUCUGGACCGUUGAACAAACUUGGGAGCAGCUACGAUCUCUCGCUCUACAUGAUGCGGAACGUGAUUGAAUCGGUGAAUAUUCUGGAGGCGUCGGCAUACGUCUACUGGCAAGUCUUCGACCCGAAUGAAGCAUGGUCGAUGUU